CUGGGGUGGAGGUAUAGUUUGCCUUUCAGUUUACAGGAUCUCAACCUAUCAGAGGGGAGAGUGGGGUGAUGUGAUAUGGAUUAGCCUUUUUUUAAAGCCCGCUACAGGGGUAUAGCUACAAUAGUGCAAGUCAUGCCAGGGUCCACAAGUUAUGGGGGCCUAUGCAGCAGAGGGUGCCUAGGGUGGUAGAUUUCGGGACUUCCUGUGGUUGCCCCAAAGGAUGGCAGUGGCAGAUGAGGCUGGUGGGGCUGGCCAGGGUAGGCUGCUGCCCCGGGCUCUGAGGAAGUCCUCUCACCCCAUCUCCUGGGUAAGAUUGUUGAUGUGACUCAGGCUCUUAGCUGUCCGGGGCUUGUCUGGGUGGCACUGUCAGGUUUUCAGUCCCUGGGACAGCCCCUCCCCUGGACUCUCACUGCUGCCACCACAACAGCAAGGAGCUCAUCUGGAAAGAGGCAGGAGGGGUCAGGGUUGCUGAGGGCCAGGUUGGGGGUGGGUCGGCUGAGAUGGGCUGGGGCCGCAAACCUAUUCUUGCACCAGGCUCACUGGGGCUGUUAUGCUCUGGCCCUGCUAGAGGGGAAGGUUGGGCAGCAACGUGCCCCCUCUUGCUAAAGGGGUGUAUCAGGAUGGACCUCUGAGCUGCUGAGUGGGUGAACCUCCCAAGAGCCUGCAGCAGGUGCUGCCUGUAUUUUACUUCUGUGGGACUUAUCCCUGUAGUAGGGCGGGAGGCAGCAAUUUAAUGCUGAAAAUGGGCUCCUCUGACCUACCGGGAAAUACCCAGCAGGAGAGAGGGCAAGCCCAGGCCCAGAGGUGAGAUUUGUGGAACCCUCCUAACUAGGGUGACCAGAUGUCCUGAUUUUAUAGGGACAGUCCUGAUUUUUGGGUCUUUUUCUUAUAUAGGUUCCUAUUACCCCCCCACCCCCUGUCCCGAUUUUUCACACUUGCUGUCUGGUCACCCUACUCCUAACUUGCCAAAUAGGAUAGGCCAGCCCUAUGGCUGUGACACUCCAGCUGAUGCUUCUACCUGGACAAUCUUUCCACUGAAAAAUUUCCCUACAAGGAGUUUGGACACUAGCUUUACAUGGUGCUUCGGCGGCUGCUGGUUCAGUACUUGGCUUUAUUCUCUGAAAUGGGCACCGACUCUGAUUCCAAUGCGAUGCAACGCUUAUCGGAGCAUCCAAAACAGGAUUCUGGGCUGCAAAUGCAACAGGGAAAACUUUUUUUUUUUUUUUUAAACUUGUGUUCUAAGUCUGGCGUUUCACUUGCAUCUACACACAGGCCCCAGGAGCAAAGGUGCAGCUGUAUCUGCAAUAUCUGGAAACCUCCCUGCCCCAGCUAUGGUCCUGUAGCCUGCUCUGGGGCUAGUUUAGCUAUAGGACCUGUGCAGCCGCAUGGCCCACCACCCAGCCUGUCUCUUUAAGUGCAGGCAGCAGGCGGGACUCGCCCGGCCGCUGUUGUGUCAGGUGAUGAGGGAGCCGCAAGCGAGGGGAAGCGGAAGCCUGAGCUCUUAGCCGGCGCCCAUGUCCUGCCCCUCGCUUCCCGCAGCGGAGACAGCCCCAGCCGGUCAGUGCACGAGGGAGUCCGGGCUCGGCUGGGGUCCUGCAGCAGGAUUGCACGCGCCUCCUCUGCCCCCACACGCCAGCUGAUGCGCACACACGGUGGGGCAUGGACGGGCAGACUUGGGAAACUGAUCAACACAAUGUUCUCAUCAGGCAUCCCCCCCGCUUUGUGCACACAGACGGUGCACAGCUCUGAGCUGGUGGGCCCUCGGGGGGAGAGGGUUUGGGUGCAAACUGUUGCUAAGACUAGUCUACUCUGAAAUACUGGUGCUAAAUGCUCUGCAGGCUUUUUCAGGGGGUGGUGAAUCCAGUGGAAAAAAGUCUUUCAUUUCAUUUCCGCUCCUCUAUUCUUUGUUUCAGUUGGGAACCAGGAGGAGCACCUGGCCAGCCAACUUCCUGCCGCCCCCAGCAAGUGAUUUGCAGAUCGUGGAACACAGUUUAGGGCUCUCUAGUUUUCGGGGCCUGUAUCUUACCUGUGCUGCUCUAAACUUUGUGCUAUUAUUCAAUCUGUUCUCUGCAGUCUUAAAAACCCCGAAUCCUGGAGUGGACUCUGUAAAUUGCUUCUAGAGCUUGAAGGGAUGGGAUGGGAUUACAUUCCAGAGAGUCUUUGUUAUUAUUAUCUUUCAGGAAGUGACUUAGGGUAGCAGAAGAAAAGUGGAGGUAUCGAGAACAGUGAUUCAAGAUUUCACUCUGGAUCAGCCAGCUCCAGAAUAAUCCUGAAACUAGGGAGCAGAUGGCAACACUAUCCCCUCAGUUGCUAACUGCGGCAGCUCAGCAGAACCUUAGACCAGGGAGGAAGAAGGGUUUAUCUCCAGCUGCCUCUUUGCACCUGGCUGGGGAGAUCUUAGCUGUAGCUUCUGGAUUGAAACCUGCUCUCCUGUAUGAUUACAAUUCAGUUGGAGUAGACAAAAUCGAGAACUACCUUCAGCAGAUCCAGGGCAUCGGCCUGACGAGGCAUCGGCUGCACCUUCUUAAUAUAGCAGACAAUGUUCUGAUACUCAACCUGGAGAAGACGGCACUGUGGCUGGAAAUGCUGUUACUCACAAACAAAGUGCCCUUCAUUGAUGUUUCAGCUUCUAGGACAUGUCCUGGCCAUUGUGAGCCAGAAUACGUAGAAUCUAUAAAAGGCCACAUUGCUGAAAUAUUGUCUCAUGUUAAAACACUGCCAAGUGUCACAUCCCAGCCGGUCACUACCAGUGAGAUCUUCUCUGCCGAUUGGAAUCUAUGCACCAUCUUUGGUGUUCUCCUGGGCUACCCAGCUUCCUAUACUUUCACUACUGAGCAGGGGUUUGACAACUGUUUGUCUCUGACCCCACUGAGAGUUUUUACUGUCCAGGCCUCUUGCUGUAGGAUAAGUAAAGAUCUCAGAGUCCGAAUUUAUUCCUUUAGUGUCCCAGAGAACCUGUAUCUUGCCAUGAAGGAGGCCCUGGAUGCAUGGAGUGGAAAUCUGAAGGACUUAUUUAGUGCACAGAAUGACUUUGCAAACCUCUGUAUCUCAACGGAGGUGGUUUCUCUAGCCGCUGUUGCUUUGUAAAUAUAGUUUCUUUAUUUCUUAUCACAGGCUUGGGGGGUGCCAGGCAUGAAAUCUAGCGGGACACUUAACACUCCCCUAUGGACACAGGUUCCCCCAGGAAUAGCUUGAAACCACAGCUCUCCCCCACACCUGGAAUUUAGGGCCCGAAGCACUGGAUGUGAAGGGUGAGCAUGUUAGCUGCUGAACCUGUAUUUGCCAUGUCACUGGUACAUUGAACACUUGCCUUUCCUGGAAGUGCACUUUUUGGAUUCAGGCACCCACAGCUGGGUUGCAGGCAGUUCAUGCGGGAUGGAUCCCAAUUGUAGGGUGUUCAACUCCUAGGGUUUGUCUACACUUACAGCACUGCUGUAGUGCUUAGCGAAGACGCGACCUACGCCAAUGGGAGAGCUGCUCCCUUCAGCCUAGGAACUCCACCUUCCUGAGAGGCUGUAGCUACAGCGACGGGAGAAGCCGUUCUCUCGACAUAGCGCUGUUUACACCAGGAGUUCGGUCGGUAUAAUUGUGUUGCUCAGGGGUGGGGAUUUUCCACUCCCCUGAGUGAUGUAGUUAUAUCAACAUCAGUUCGUAGUGUGGACCAAGGCCUAGUAACCUCACUCAAAUGGCACAAUUGAACUCCACCUCAUUCUUCCUUCCAAAUAGGACUGUGGUAAUUGCAUCCCCUGCCCUCCCAUAUCAACAGCUGCUCCUAAUACCAGUUUGACUAGAAGAAUGAGCACAGUGAGUCAAGAAGUCAUGGGUUCUAAUCUCAUUUUUUCCUCUGGCUCCAUUGGGGCAAGUGAUUUCUCCCCAUAUGUACCUCAGUUUCCACAUCUGUAAAAUGGGGAUAUUUACCUCAAACAUUGAGGAUUAAAAAGGGGUCCAUAUUUGUACCGUGCUUUGAACAUAUAAAGUUUGAUAAAUACUAUUACUUAUUGCCUAUGUUAUCUAGUGUAACCCAUCUACUAUAGAGUCUGCUUGUGCUCACAGCACAAAUGUGUGUUUGCAUUAAAGAUAUGUGCUGUUGUCAAAGCAACAGAACUCAGCUGUUAAAGGAAUUUCAGUAAGUAUGCAGCAUGGACUUGGAUUAACAUGGUAUUAAGAUUUCACAAUUUUUCUCCCCACACUUAAAAAAUAAAAAAAUCAGCAACCUCUA
Malaclemys terrapin pileata is the source of this 4219-nucleotide messenger RNA. RefSeq names its product chromosome 4 C1orf74 homolog (gene C4H1orf74). The record is from RefSeq and is a predicted model, not a curated record. The transcript has 2 exons. Bases 2287 to 3087 code for a protein of 266 amino acids. Lineage: Eukaryota; Metazoa; Chordata; Testudines; Emydidae.